AUGCCACCCGACUUCGUAGAGCCCCAACCAUCCGAUAUCAUUUUGCGCGGUAUCCGCGACCCUGAAAGUCCAUCUGUCCCUCAUCGUAUUAAUCCUCUAUCUCAGGAUAAUCUUAUCGGUGACUACAACGACGCCCAAGGUAAAGUUCUAUGGAAGGUCCUAAUACACGGGUGGGCCACAAUUCGAGACUGGUUGCACUCAAUCUGGCGUAGAAAGAGCAUCCUGUUCAAGAAGUCGAACAAUGCCACAUACAACUACAAUGGAUAUUAUUACACCUGCGGCGGCAGCAAGGAGUGGGACAUUGGAUUCCACUGCGGCAGCGAUGAGCUGUGGGAUAUUGGAUUCCGCCGCGACAGCGAGGAGUGGGACAGCAUUUUUCAGGUUUAUUAG
Messenger RNA from Suillus plorans, 390 nucleotides. RefSeq lists its product as uncharacterized. Lineage: Eukaryota; Fungi; Basidiomycota; Agaricomycetes; Boletales; Suillaceae. The record is from RefSeq and is a predicted model, not a curated record. The transcript has 3 exons. Bases 1 to 390 code for a protein of 129 amino acids.